AAUAUUUAUUUUCUAUGACUGUUUGACAGGCAUCUAAAAACAAUGCUUUUUAUUUAGAGAAAGGGUCCAAAAUAUGAACUUCUUUUGAAUUAUCGGACAGAUGUAGUUAUUAUGACUUUGAUGGCGAAGAAAUUAAGUAUGUUGUAGAAUCAAAGGAAAGAAUAUGGAAACUAAAAGGACCGCCGAACGAACGCUGAACUUAUAAAUUGCUUAAAAGUUGUACAAUGACGAUGAAUUGGCUACGUCUAGCAGCUGCUUUUAUGUGUAUUUACUGCGGUUUUUUAACAGUUUAUGGAACUCCUUUGUAUGGACCGAUGGACAAAAUAGUUCUUUUAGAAAAUGAUACGAUAUCAAGUGCGAUAUACAAUAGUAAAUAUGCCUGGUUUGUAGAGUUUUAUUCCAGUUGGUGCGGGCACUGUCAAGCUUUUGCGCCGGAUUGGAUAAAUCUCGCCGAGCGAGUGGAAGGAUGGAAUCAUAUUAUUAAAGUGGCAGCCAUUGACUGUGCUGAAGCUAGAAACACUAGAACAUGCGAACAUUUUAACAUACAGGGUUAUCCCACUCUUAAAUUUUUUAAAGCAUUUACCACCAAUUUAACAGAUCUUGGAAAAGUUUACUAUGGAAAGCGAAAACCUGUGCAUUUACAGCAAGCAAUGGUUGAUUUCUUAAACAUUGAAGGAAAUUCAAAUUUUAAACUUGACUUUUCACCAUUAAGCCGUAAAGUUACUGAAAUGCCAUUUGAGAAAAAUCCUUUUGUAUCCAAACCAUUACUUCUUGUGUUUGAGAAAAAGGCAUCUUAUCUUGGAAAAGAGCUAAUGUUAGAUUUAAUGAGCAAUCACAAUAUCUCAGUGAAAAGAAUCGUGGAUGAUGUGUACAGAAUGGGCAAAUACGGAGUAAGAAAGCUACCUCAGGUUGUUUUGAUAGAAAAAAAUGGCAACUACGUACACUUAAAGAGUUUGCAAACCCGGCCAAAAAUUCUUUUAGAGCUGAAGAGAUAUGAUUUGACUACAAUAAAUUUACGACCAUCCAAAUCCAUACAAUCGACGAACUUACAUUUUCAAGACCUGCAUAAAAAUGAUGCACCAAUACCUCAGAAAAAUAAAGAUGGGCUUGAUGUAAACAUGCAAGACCUUGAGAGUGCUUUAACAUUCAUAUUUACAAGAGAAAUUGUCAUUAAGAAGAGCCUUCAUAAAGAACACCUCGAGCGCUUUGUAAAUUUGCUCAUUCAAUGUUUUCCAGGUCGCCCGAGAAUAAAUAAGUUUCUUCAAGAACUACACAAAUGGCUCCAACCAAAGCUCCAAGAUGUUGACAGACCUCUCAGACCUUCUGCAAUGAGAUUGUUUUAUAAUAUGUACAAGGCUGAAAAUAUAUCAUUACCAGAAAAGGUGGAGUGGAGAGCAUGCCGUGGAAGUAGGCCUCAGUACCGCGGUUAUCCAUGUAGCCUAUGGCUACUGUUCCAUACCCUCACCGUGAACUGCGCAAAUCGUAAUGUGAAGAGCCUCACAGGUGCCGAUGUACUGACUGCAAUACGCGGUUAUGUGAAGAGCUUUUUUGGCUGUCUAGAAUGCUCAAAACACUUCUAUGAUAUGUCGAAAAAUGUCGAAAACGAAGUGCAGACUCACAACGAGGCUAUUCUUUGGCUUUGGCGUGCACACAACAAAGUGAACAAGCGAUUGAGUAAAGAACCUAGUUCGGAUCCACACUUUCCCAAACAAGCCUAUCCACCGAAAUAUUUAUGCCAGGAAUGUGCAUCGGAGUACUCGAACCGCAAGAAUAUAUGGUUAGAUAGUCCGAGUACAUGGAAGGAUGACGUUGUAUUGAAUUACCUUAGAGCACACUAUGGCGUAAACAACAUAAGGCUGGCAAAGACCGCUGAAAGUAGUAGAGCAGACGCAGACAGAGUAAGCACAAGAAUAACACAAGUUGUUGACUUGGGUUUGACCUACUUUGAUUCGAGUCUAUGCGUUGUUGUCUACGGAGCAGGCGUCUUCAUUUUAGCUUUACUGUACAUGUACAUGUUGAAGCGACGUAGGAUGCACGUAAAACAUACAUCGCAUUUUCCUUGAUGCUGAUAUAUGUAAUAUGCAGAUGAAAUAAUAUAUUAAAUCUUAUCAAAUAAAAUUAUACGCACAUUAAA
Molecule: messenger RNA, 2134 nt
Organism: Xenia sp. Carnegie-2017
Lineage: Eukaryota; Metazoa; Cnidaria; Anthozoa; Malacalcyonacea; Xeniidae
Product: sulfhydryl oxidase 1-like
Exons: 11
Coding region: 225-2063 (612 amino acids)
Biological process (GO): protein folding
Cellular component (GO): Golgi membrane
Molecular function (GO): flavin-dependent sulfhydryl oxidase activity; protein disulfide isomerase activity
Source: RefSeq, a predicted model, not a curated record